Messenger RNA from Pteronotus mesoamericanus, 2989 nucleotides. RefSeq names its product potassium voltage-gated channel subfamily A regulatory beta subunit 2 (gene KCNAB2). Gene Ontology annotation, biological process: regulation of action potential; regulation of potassium ion transmembrane transport; potassium ion transport. Lineage: Eukaryota; Metazoa; Chordata; Mammalia; Chiroptera; Mormoopidae. The record is from RefSeq and is a predicted model, not a curated record. Gene Ontology annotation, cellular component: voltage-gated potassium channel complex; juxtaparanode region of axon; membrane. Gene Ontology annotation, molecular function: voltage-gated potassium channel activity; potassium channel regulator activity; transmembrane transporter binding. Bases 174 to 1322 code for a protein of 382 amino acids. The transcript has 17 exons.
GCCAGGCGUCCUUCACUCUGUGGCACCUCCUGCCAUCAACUUCCUGGUUGGGCCCGUGGACCUGUCUCUGUUCGCCUUCCACCAAAAUGGCCUUGUCUCUGGCCUUCCUGAUCCAGGAGCAGAAUCUCCCCUCGUGAAGAAGAGCACAGGUCCAGACACGUGAGACCGGCUCCAUGUAUCCGGAAUCGACCACAGGCUCCCCAGCUCGGCUCUCCCUGCGGCAGACGGGCUCCCCUGGCAUGAUCUACAGUACUCGGUAUGGGAGCCCCAAAAGACAGCUCCAGUUUUACAGGAACCUGGGGAAGUCGGGCCUGCGGGUCUCCUGCCUGGGGCUCGGAACAUGGGUGACCUUUGGAGGCCAGAUCACCGACGAGAUGGCAGAGCAGCUAAUGACCUUGGCCUACGACAACGGCAUCAACCUCUUCGACACUGCGGAAGUCUACGCAGCGGGCAAGGCAGAAGUGGUUUUAGGGAACAUCAUUAAGAAGAAGGGAUGGAGGCGCUCCAGCCUCGUCAUCACCACCAAGAUCUUCUGGGGAGGAAAAGCGGAGACCGAAAGGGGCCUUUCCCGGAAGCACAUAAUAGAAGGUCUGAAGGCCUCCCUGGAGCGGCUGCAGCUCGAGUAUGUGGACGUGGUGUUUGCCAACCGCCCGGACCCCAACACGCCCAUGGAAGGGGACCCAUUUAGUUCCUCCAAGUCCAGGACAUUCAUCAUAGAAGAGACCGUGCGUGCCAUGACCCACGUCAUCAACCAGGGGAUGGCCAUGUACUGGGGCACGUCACGCUGGAGCUCCAUGGAGAUCAUGGAGGCCUACUCGGUGGCCCGGCAGUUCAACCUGAUCCCACCCAUCUGCGAGCAGGCCGAGUACCACAUGUUCCAGCGCGAGAAGGUGGAGGUGCAGCUGCCCGAGCUCUUCCACAAGAUCGGAGUGGGUGCCAUGACGUGGUCCCCUCUGGCCUGCGGCAUCGUCUCCGGAAAGUAUGACAGCGGCAUCCCGCCCUACUCGAGAGCGUCCUUGAAGGGCUACCAGUGGCUAAAGGACAAGAUCCUGAGUGAGGAGGGCCGGCGCCAGCAGGCCAAGCUGAAGGAGCUGCAGGCCAUCGCGGAGCGUCUGGGCUGCACCCUCCCGCAGCUGGCCAUAGCCUGGUGCCUGAGGAACGAGGGGGUCAGCUCCGUGCUCCUGGGCGCUUCCAGCGCUGACCAGCUCCUGGAGAACAUCGGAGCGAUACAGGUCCUCCCCAAACUGUCGUCUUCCAUCGUCCACGAGAUUGAUAGUAUUUUGGGCAAUAAACCCUACAGCAAAAAGGACUACAGGUCCUAAGAUGCCCGCUGCCGCCCGGACACGUUCCGUCCCCCCCAGUCUCUCUGUCGUCCGCUUGCUUAAGCUGUUUUGAAGCCAAGUCAAGAAUGUGGUUUGCAUCAAAAAGAAAACAAUGCGCCAAGAUGUCAUCGGGAAAACAUCCCACAAGUCGCUGCAACACACCAUCCACUGCUUCCGCGGGGCCCACCUUGUGCCGGGGAGACGGUACUGAUGAUUGGACGGAGGUCGAGGGGUUCCCCCCAAGCCUGCGGCCUCUGCUCACCCUCCAAGAAGAAACCAGCACGUCUUCUCCCAGCCGAGGUCCUUCUUGGGGACCCCUCGAGUCCAGGCCAGGAGGACCAGCGGGGCCUGGGGGCAGGCAGGGCCGGCCUCUCCUCUGCCGAGAGCCCCCACCUGGUGUUGGGGGAAGGGAAGAGGAAGCCCCGCCCGGUCUUCCUGUGGCCCUUCUGCAGGGCCCUGGACGUAGGGGCUGGGCCUUCCCCCGGGGUCUCCCUCUGACCAGGGGCUCCAGGUACUUUCCGAUGGGCCCGACCUCAGAUGCUGCCCCUCCCCUUCUGCACCGCCAUCCGCCCUAGGGGGUCAUUGAGGGCAUUUCUUGCCAUCCCUUGACCCCUGCCUCCUCCCUGCCUGGCACGGGCAGGGGUCCGGGAGAUUGGCUCUGCAGUUUGGGACCCGCGAAAAGCUUGGGGGUCUGAUUUCAAGUUCAUCGCCCCACAUCUUGCUCCCUGCCCAGCAGAUGGGCCCCGGCUGGGGCAGUCGGCACACCCGGGGUCGGGGGCCCUGUGGAGUGGGCUCCAGCCCCGGUCCCUCCAGGGCCUCACCUGCCCUCCCUGCCAGGCACCCAGUCCGCUGCCCCUCUGUCCUUGCCCCAGGGGGCCCCGGGGUUGUGCGUGCUGAGCUAGAUGGUGGCUGCUGACCACUUGCGGGGGAGCCGGUGUCCGUUCUGCCCGGUGGCCUUGGGGUCUGGGGAGAGCAGGCUCACAGCCCUCAGGAUGCACCCAGCAGCAGCCCCCCGCGGAGGCAAAGGCCCCGGGAGGCCCCCUACAGAGAGGAGCCCCCCUACAGAGAGGAGCCCUUGUGAGGCAUCAGGUCAUGCGGGGUUGGCCUGGCCCCCUCGAGGUGCUAAGUGUCUCUGCUCAGAGCUUGGGAUCCAGGCAGAAGGGCAGCAGCGCCACCCCGGGGCGCCCCACACCCUGGGAAAGGGAGGAUGUCGCUUUCACAGCGCCCCCCAGCCGGCAGGACACUGGGGACAGAGGAAGGGCAGGGCGGACAGCCGGCCCCCCGGGCACCCCCACAGCCUGACGCGCGCCCCGGGGGGCAGGCAAGCGGGUCCUGCUCCCAGAGCCGCCGCCGCCCCCGAGGCUGCCGCUGUCAGAGGGCCUGCCGCAGUCCUGGCGGGGCCGAGGCCCGGGGACGCUUGGAGAGAACCUCAGGGGCAAGGGGGGCGGGCAGACAGCUUUCCUCACCCCUGACCUUUGUGCAGACCCCAGAGUCUAAAACCUUCCCCUUCCUUGUGAACCGGGCCUUCGGGGCUCUCCUCCAUGAGUCUCCUACAAACGUCACCCCGCGGGCGUGGGGAGGGCGCUGCUCCGUGGACAGGCCCUUGGUGGGCGUUGCGUCGGACCCACCCCUCCCUGGGGAGAGCGGCCGGGCCCCUCCCCACUGCC